This is a messenger RNA of Lodderomyces jiufengensis, 1188 nucleotides long. RefSeq lists its product as uncharacterized. NCBI's taxonomy places the organism in Eukaryota, Fungi, Ascomycota, Pichiomycetes, Serinales, Debaryomycetaceae. The transcript has a single exon. Gene Ontology annotation, cellular component: mitochondrial inner membrane. The record is from RefSeq and is a predicted model, not a curated record. The coding region runs from base 1 to 1188 and encodes 395 amino acids. Gene Ontology annotation, biological process: potassium ion transport; proton transmembrane transport.
AUGUUAAGAUUUGGUAUAGUUAAAGAAUCGAAGAAUAUCUUCACCAACUCAAGAGUGCCGAGUAAUUUAAUAUUUACUUUUUCAUUUCAUAGGAAUCUAUCGAAUUCUACGAUAUCACCAAAUUCAUCAAACUCAUCAAACUCAUCAAGUUCAUCAAAUUCACCAAAUUUAUCAAACACUCAAUUAAUAAAAUCACCAAUAAUAGAUAAGAAUUCAAUAUAUGUAAUAUCAAUCCCCAUUACAACAAAAAGAUCAUUUAUAUAUUGUAAUCAUAGACCAGAUUUAUUAAGUAAAUCACAAGCUUCUAAAAUACCAUUAUAUAUAAAGUUAGAAACUAAGGUGAUAAAUCUUGCAACUAAAGGAUGGAAUAAAUUAAUUAAUUCCAAACUGAAAAUUAAUAUAAAGAUUGUUGAAUUUAUUCAAAAAUUAUUAUCAACUAUUCCAUAUCAAGAAAAUUGUCUUCGAUCAUUUCCAAAUAAAGAAGCAAUGAUUAGAGAAAUUAAUGAAGAAAGUUUACAUUUAAUUAAACCUAUAGAAAAAAAAGAACCUGAAAAUGAUCAUCAAAAGGGUGAAAAAGAUACAAUAAUAUUACAAUCUGAAAUUACAAAUUUAAAAAUUCCAAAUAAUCAAUUAAAACCUAUCCCAUUAUAUCAUGCAAAACAUCAAUUACCUACCACUAUCUUAAAUGAAUUAUAUGAUUUUAGAGUAGAUAAUAAAGAAGAACACAAGAAAAAUGCUUGGUUAUGCGGUAUUGCUAUUCCAUUAUGUUUACCAUUUGCAUUAAUCCCCAUUGUACCUAAUGUUCCAGGUUUUUAUUUUACUUAUAGAUUAUACUGUAAUUACAAGGCACUUUUAGGUAUAAAACAUUUAGAUUAUUUAUUAGAAACUGAUAUACCACAAGAUGAUUAUUAUCCAACCGAUGAAAAAACAGUUGAAAAAACAACUCAUUUAAAAUUUAAUGCCGUGAAAGAAAUAGAUCAAAUUUACGCUUCAUAUAAUACUGAUUUACAAUCUAAUCAAAUCAAUAUUAAUAAUGGUGAUGAUGAAUUGUUAUUGAUAACUCCUGAAAUUAUUAAUGAUUUAGUUGAUACAUUUGAUUUAGAUAUAAAAGAUGAAUUAUCCAAAGCUUUAAUGCAAGAAAGGAAAAGAUUAAAUAGGGAUGUUAAAGUUGAUGAUCAAGUUAAUUAG